Molecule: messenger RNA, 1235 nt
Organism: Eutrema salsugineum
Lineage: Eukaryota; Viridiplantae; Streptophyta; Magnoliopsida; Brassicales; Brassicaceae
Product: nudix hydrolase 17, mitochondrial
Exons: 5
Coding region: 322-873 (183 amino acids)
Cellular component (GO): nucleus; cytoplasm
Molecular function (GO): pyrophosphatase activity
Source: RefSeq, a predicted model, not a curated record
CGCUUUUUGUCUCAUCUCCUUCACCUUCGAACUUCUUCUUCUUCUCUCUCUCUCUCAAAUCUUUUCAGGCGUAACGAAUCGAAUCAUAAACACUUAAGCAUAACUAAAACUUCCGAUCUAUAAACCGACCAAUAGAUUCGUGGGUUCUUCUUUAUUUAGACAGAUUCUGAUCCGUUAUAGUUGUUUCAAACGAAACGGUGAAAAUCUUUGUUUUUGUUUUAUAAUAUACUAUCAAACUCGUUUCUUCUCCCUCUUUCUUUUAUCUGAGAAAUUAGGGUUCCUUCUUCUUUCUUCUUCAAGACUCUGUAAAAUUUAGCUAAAAUGGGCGUUGAAAAAAUGGUGUGUUUGGUUUCUCGCACUGGUCGUCAGUUUCAGAGAUACAACAAAGGUCGUCGUCAAGUCGUCGGAUGUAUUCCGUACAGAUUCAAGCUUUCAAGCGAUGGCAAGAUUAGUGACGAAUUAGAAGUUCUUGUUAUCUCUUCUCAAAAAGGUCACGCCAUGAUGUUCCCAAAGGGUGGUUGGGAGCUUGAUGAAUCCGUAGAAGAAGCUGCUUCAAGAGAAUCUCUUGAAGAAGCUGGAGUUCUUGGCAACAUCGGGCAUCAACUUGGACAAUGGGAUUUUUUGAGCAAAAGCAGAGGAACAUACUAUGAGGGACUAAUGUUCCCUAUGCUUGUUACAGAACAACUUGAGCUUUGGCCUGAACAACAUGCUAGGCAAAGAGUCUGGAUGAACGUAGAGAACGCAAGAGAAGCUUGUAGAGAUUGGUGGAUGAAAGAAGCAUUAGAUGUUUUGAUUGAGAGACUCUCAUCACCAAUGAAUCAACCAAAGGAAGAGAAGACUACUAUUUCAAUCUCUAUUGAAACAAUGUGCUGAUGAUUGCUAAACCAGCUGAUUGUGAUGGGAGUUUAUGAACUAAUGUAUCUCUGUAGAUAUAAAUAGAUGGGUUUUCAACUAGUAUUGAGACAGCGAUAAAAAAUCGAUUUGAGAAGCAGAGGCAGAGCAAGGAAAGAAAGAUGGGUAGAUUUUGUUAGGUUUAAUUUCGAGCAAAGAAAAAACAUCAUGUGAUUUAAGGAGUCUUGUGUUUGUGUUUAUAAUGUUUCUGCAAGAUUUGCUUAAGGGAUGGUGAAGAGUUUAGAAGAUAAACAAAGAGUGCAAGCAAAAAGCUGUACAAUUGUGUUUCCCUCUGUUUAUGUUUUUCAUCUCUCUUUGAAUUUGCAAUGGAGACAUUUGAUUUA